UGAGGCCGUGAACCACUGUGUCACCUUGGUCAAGUUACUUCCCUUCUCUGGGAUUCCAACUUCUCAUCUGUCAAAUGGAAAUCACAAGAGCACACACUUCCCAAACUGUGAUGAGACCACGUGAAAUUCCAUCCUGCAGUGUCCACACAAUAACCACCAAUGCAGUUAACUUUAGUGAGCGCUUACUCAGUGCCAUGCAGUGUUCUAAACUAUGCCCAGAGAUUCCCUCAUUUAAUAGAGCAACACUAUAAGACAGAUAACAUGGCUAACUUAUUUUACAGAUGAGAAACUUAAGUGCAGAGGGGUUAAGUAAUGUGCACAGAGUCACAUAAUGAAUACGUGGCAGACUGCAAGUUUGCACCCAGAGCCUAACUUCAGAACUUAUGUUCUAAGUCUCCCCGAGAGAGGUGAGUGAUCUUCUUGCCCCCUUUCACUGAAAAGGAAACUAUAGCCCAAAGAAAGAAGAUGUGCCCAAAGGCUCACACAGUGUUAAGGGGCGGCGCGAGGAGCAGACUUUAGGCCGCCCUGGACCAGAAGCCCGCGCGAGUCAAAUGAAUGAGCCGAGCCAGGCCUGGGGCUGAGCGCGGCCGCGGUUCCCCUGGCUGGGCCUCGGGGGGACCCGUAGCUCCGCAUUGCACACGAACACACACCCCCAACCCACGCUGGCCGCGGGCACUCCGACCAGCUCGCACCCGUCCGUCAGAUCCUCGACCCCCCGAGAGCCCGAGCCCAUGCCCCUGCCCUACAGGGGAAGGGGACCCCGCCUGGCCGGCUCCCGAGCGGUGGCCACUAGCCUCCCGCGGGCGACGGCCAGCUCCCCAAGGCGUGCCGGCCGCGGGGCCCCGCCGUUGAGCCAAACGCAACGCCUCACCCGGCGGCGCCAUUCCUCGGAGCAGGUCCCACCGGAGCCCGAGCCACCGGCUGACUUCCGCUCGGCAAAGUGGCUCCAAGAGCGCGCCGGAGGGGACGCCAGGGCCUCGCGGCAAGCUCUGCCCGCUGGGAUGAGCUCUAGGCCCAGGAGCCCUGGUCAGGAAGAAGUAGUGAUCCCUUGUGCUUCUGACAAUGAUUCGGGAAGUGUGGACUUGCAGCUGACCAACUUAGAGGAUAUUAAAGAAGGUCCAAACAGCUCUGAAUUUACAGACUUGGAUAUCUCUGACAUCCCUGGACCUCCUCCAGAGUCCUUCUCAUGUAGCUUCAGAUACCCAACCCACCAGGAACCCCUCAGCCAGGCCAUCAUUGAGAAGCUGAUCCAGUCCAUCCAGGCAGUUUUUAAUGGUGAGCUAAAGGGUGAACUUGAAAAGCUGACAUUCCUAAGAUCUUUGUCUUCUCUCAGCCAAACUUUAUCUUAUGAUGAAACUGCAGAAUCAUUCAUUCACAGCCACAUAGCAAACAUUGUGCAUAUCCUAAAUGUACUGGUGCAAGAGGAGGCCUCGCAUUCUCUAUUCAGCCCUGUGUGCCAGGAGGUCUUUGUCACCAUUACUGAUCUCAGUUACCAAGAUGUCCAUUUGCUGUUUGGCUCUGAAGAUCGAGCUGAGUUGUUCUACCUCAUCAACAAAAGUGUAAUCACUCUGCCCUCUGUGAGGAAUCUUACCCAGCCUCAGGAAAUCAUGCCAAAUGGGCCCUGCAACUUGGAGUGUCUCUACAGGCUGACGUUCCAGGCAUUCUUUGAGAUGCUCCAGAGUUUGGUGAUAAAAGACCCACAUUUGGAAAAUCUUGAUGCCAUUUUGAAGCACAUGGACCCCUGGUUACAGUCAGUUGAAGACCACGAGCGGGAACGGGCCACAGCCAGCGUGGCUCAAGUUCUGAAGUGCUUGUCCAGUCAUCUCAGCUUGAAGCCUCCGCUGCGAUUCCAAAGACUUGGACACCUGGUGGCUGUGAUGGCGCUGCUGUGUGGGGACCCAGUGAAAGAGGUGGCUGAGGAGGCUGCAGAGGGCACACACUACCUGCUACAUAUCACCCAGAGGCUAAAGUAUAUCACUCAUGACAAGGAAAAUCACCAAAGCUUGAGAAGAGCAUUGAAAAAAUGUCGAGAAUUCCUAGAGCUCUGCGAUAUUAAACAAUUCUAUAGUUGUCCCUUCAGAAUUGCCCAGGUCUUUGAAGUUUUUCUCAAUUCCAAUGAGCUCUGCCAGUUCAUGAUGACUACAUUGGAUGGCCUGAAAAAUCCCCGCAUCCAAGAAUCAGCAGGAGAAUUGCUGAUAACAUUGGUGAAAAAUGCAGCAUCCCGAUUUGAGACGGUGCCAGAAAUUAUGGGAGUUAUCUGUGCCCAGCUAUCCGUGAUCAGCCAGCCUAGAAUCCGCCAACAAAUCAUAAAUGCUGUGAGUUUGUUUAUAUCCAUGCCCAAGUAUACAGACAUAGUGCUCAGCCACCUUCUGUGUCAUCCAAUACCAUAUGACAGGCAUCUAGCUGAGUUGUGGAGAAGCCUGGAGGUAAAGCUGCCCAGCACGACCUGGAUUCUGUGGAGGCUCCUGAGGAAGCUGCAGAAGUGCCAUAAUGUGCCCACCCAGGAGAAGAUGCCCUACGAGGCCGUGGCUGCAACAGAUGCCCUCUAUGAGGUGUUUGUGGGAAACCGUCUCCAAGCAGCUACGUUCCGACUCUUCCCUCAGCUUCUCAUGACACUGCUCAUCCAGAUUCACCAUAGCAUCGGCCUUACCAUGUCUGACAUUGCCAUCCCAAGUGGUCUGUACCCAGAACAGGAAAUGUCUUCAGAGGCCACCCCUUUGAGCUUUGCCAUACAGGCUAUAAAGACUCUCCUCCUCAGAACAUUGUGCUGGCAGGAAUUCAACAUCAUGGAAAAGAAUAAAGGAUGGACUCUUCUAGAAAGAAAAGAUUGCCAUCUUCAGGGAGUAUUUCUCCUUGCCAAUGCAUUGCGGGAAAAAAAUCACUACCUUGCACGUAAGGUCAUGUACUUGUUAGUCCCACUUCUUAACCGAGGCAAUGAUGAACAUAAACUCACAUCUGCGGGCUUUUUUGUGGAGCUUCUCCAGAGUCCGGUGGCUAGACGACUGCCUGGCAUAUACUCCAUUGCCCGCUUGAAAGACUGGCUACAUCAUGGAAAUAAUCUUUUUAGGAUACUUGCCCUGAGGGGACUGCACAAUCUUGUCAGACACCAGGAGAUGAAGGAAGACAUCAGGAGCCUGUUGCCAUGCAUCUUAGACAGCUUAUGUGAAACCGAUGAGGAGAUUGUUUUGUUGGCCAUCCAGAUACUCCUGCGGCUUGUCGGGACAAUGGAUUUCACUACCCUGGCUGCCAUGAUGAGGACCCUGUAUUCCUUAUUUGGUGAUGUGAGACCUGAUGUUCAUCGUUUGUCCAUGGUUCUCUUUGGAGCUUCCAUAAAGUCUGUGAAAUACUCAGAUAAGAAGAAUAUAGAGAAUCAAGUCCUGGACAGCUUGGUCCCGCUACUUUUGUACUCUCAGGAUGAAAAUGAUGCAGUUGCUGAGGAGAGCAGGCGAGUCCUAACUGUAUGUGCCCAGUUCCUGAAGUGGAGGCUGCCCCAGGGAGUAUACUGCAAAGAGCCCUGGUACAUCAAACCUACUGAAGCUAGAACAGUCUGCAAAUUCUUUGGAAAAAAAUGCAAGGGGAAAAUUAACAUCCUAGCCCAAACAUUGAUGUACUCCAAGAAUGCAAAACUUCCCAUCAGGAGAUCAGCAGUCAUGUUUGUAGGGCUCUUAUCAAAGUAUACAGAUCGCAGUGAGCUCAGGAUGAAGGGUACUGACUGGAUAGAGGACGAUCUGAGAGGUCUGCUGCAAGACCCCGAGCCCUCUCUGCGCGUCAUCGCAUCCCAGGCUCUGUACCAAGUCCAGAAGGUGAGGGCCGAGCCAGAACCUGAGCAAACGGUUUGCUGGUUGAGGAAGCUCAUGGGCUGUCUUCCUACCUAGAAAUGCAUCACAAGCAAGUCAGGCCAUUAUUACUUUGAAAUUCAGAGGCUUCUUAACUCUUAUGAUCUCAUCCAGGACCAGCUAUGAAAGCCAAGAUCCCAUCAGGGGUGGGGAACCUUCGCCCUUAAGGCAAAAUGUGGCCUUCUCAGUCCUCACGUGGGGCCUUUUGACUAAAUCCAAAUUUUGCAGAACAAAUCCUUUUAUUAAAAGGGGUGCAG
Microcebus murinus (gray mouse lemur) is the source of this 4093-nucleotide messenger RNA. The record is from RefSeq and is a predicted model, not a curated record. Lineage: Eukaryota; Metazoa; Chordata; Mammalia; Primates; Cheirogaleidae.